UAAACUCUCUGAACUGGUGCGGCAAUUGUUCUCAGCCAUCAGCGCCAAUUUAACGUGGGGCCGCAUGCGUGUGUUGUGACACGCGUGCACGCACACGUCAGUUGAGUCAGUUUUUUUAUUUUUUAUUUCCUGGCACGUGCGAACGCGGUUGAGUAAAAAUGACACCUUCGAGCGCACAAUUUAUCCUGCUGGUGAAUCUGAGUCUUCUCCUCCUGUCGGCCCGCACUGACGCGGGCGAGAACAAAUAUUCUGCCGAAGCGAACAAGGCCAAAUAUGCCGAUUCCUCGCAGUUGCCGACUUCCCUCAGAGACUUGGACAAGCCGUUCCGGAUGGCAAAGUUGAACGUGCUCUGGGUCAAGGCCAAAAACCGUCUGACGGAUACCAAGCUGCAGUCGAUCUUCAGCGAUCUGAAGAUUCAUGACAAAGAGGAGCUCGCGUACAAGCAUUACAAGUCCGACGGAAAGGAUCCCGACGGUCUGGAGGAGGCGCGUCUGAGGCAGAAGCUCAUCGGGAUAAUGAGCACAUACGACCUACUGGAACACUUUGUCGAUACUGAAGAUCCAAAGUUACUUAAGAUGCACAAAGCGCUGAACGACGGUAGCAAUUACGUUGCCAAAGAUGUGUUCAAGGACAUAAGGCUCAACAAAUUGUGGUCUAAAGCUGAAAUGGCUGGUUUUACUAAUGAAGAGCUUGAGACUUUAAAACAAGAGUUUCAUCAUCAUCAAGAAAAGGUGGACGAGUACAUGAGUUUAUUGAAAGAGCAAUCUAAAGAUUCAGAGAAAUCUGAAAACACCUUGCAUCUUAAAUCGGAAAGCUGGAACGAGAUAGAGGAACGGGAGGAAUUAUCUAACGAUAUACCAGAUCAGAAAUUGAAUCAUAUGGAAAAGGCGAACUUACUUCGAGAGAAACAUUUGGAGCUGAGAAAUGGAUUCGAUCGUUUAGACAGACUCACCGCAAAGGGACCAAAUCACAAAGACUUCAUAGAACCUAAGGUACAAGGAUUAUGGAAGAUUGCAUUGGAAGCAAAAUUCUCUCCCGAAGAACUAUCGUCUUUAAAGGAGGAACUUUUACACUACGAAUCGAGGCUACUUAAGCUGCGACAUCUACACACGGAAGGAGCACUGGAAGCGGCACAGAAAGGUCAACUCCACGAUUUAGAAAAUUCUACCGCGGAGCAGCAUAUAAAGAAACAUGUUAGGACUGUACAAAAACUUCACGCAGAUCUAGAAACCAAAAUCAUGCAGAAGCACACGGAAUUAUAAGAAAAUUAUAUAAGGAUAAACUAUUGCCAUUUACAAAAGGGUAAAAUGUACGUGCAAUUUAACAUAUACAAGACGGAAACAAAUUAUAGAAAUAAUCAUCUAUCAUGAAAUAGUCGUAAACGUUUAUAUUUAAGUAACUUGUCAACUUACAUUCUCGUCAAUUUUUCUGACAAUGAGUAAUCUUGAUUUUCUGACAAAACUUUAAUAGGAUACCAUGUAAAGCAUUUUUUUUUUAAUGUGUGUAUAAAUAAUUUGUACUAUAAAUAGAAUCUCCUAUAUGAGCAACGUGUGAACAAACUGUAGGGGACUACUUUAUUUAUCUACGUGGAGUACAUAAAAAAAAUGGAAGAAUGCGAGGGUCGUUCUCGAGUACAUUUGUAAUAUCUUCAACAAUUAAAUUACUAAAGAUUAUAAUUACAAUCCAGUGGCGAGUU
Vollenhovia emeryi is the source of this 1696-nucleotide messenger RNA. RefSeq names its product alpha-2-macroglobulin receptor-associated protein. The transcript is spliced from 7 exons. Gene Ontology annotation, molecular function: low-density lipoprotein particle receptor binding; heparin binding; receptor antagonist activity. Gene Ontology annotation, biological process: regulation of receptor-mediated endocytosis. NCBI's taxonomy places the organism in Eukaryota, Metazoa, Arthropoda, Insecta, Hymenoptera, Formicidae. The record is from RefSeq and is a predicted model, not a curated record. Gene Ontology annotation, cellular component: endomembrane system; endoplasmic reticulum. The coding region runs from base 159 to 1262 and encodes 367 amino acids.